Megalobrama amblycephala (Wuchang bream) is the source of this 3066-nucleotide messenger RNA. It is a transcript of the gene zc3h12ab, whose product is annotated as zinc finger CCCH-type containing 12Ab. The record is from RefSeq and is a predicted model, not a curated record. Gene Ontology annotation, molecular function: metal ion binding; RNA endonuclease activity; mRNA binding. The coding region runs from base 180 to 2087 and encodes 635 amino acids. The transcript is spliced from 6 exons. Gene Ontology annotation, cellular component: cytoplasmic ribonucleoprotein granule; nucleus. NCBI's taxonomy places the organism in Eukaryota, Metazoa, Chordata, Actinopteri, Cypriniformes, Xenocyprididae. Gene Ontology annotation, biological process: 3'-UTR-mediated mRNA destabilization; nuclear-transcribed mRNA catabolic process, RNase MRP-dependent.
UUACUUCCUGGUUGUGCGUUUUCUAACAUAAAGGUGUGUCGAAGCUCUCUCCAUUAUUUUGCUGCUUCGGGUUCAACAGCUUACGAACUUACUAACUUCAUUAACUUAAUUACCAGAAGACAGCAAUUCGGAACAUAAAGAGAAAGAUAAAAUAAAGGACGUUUUUUCCAGAUGAAGAUAUGAGUGCUGAAAUCAGCACCAUCCCCACGUUACAGUUGUAUUUGGAUUCCCUUUGGUCAUCCAGCGUAGGAUCUCAUAACUCUGACAUAAACGCCACCAACGCAUGGGUAACGGCAACUACGCCUCUGUACAACCCUCCCGUUUUCUGUGACAAUAGAAUGGACCCGGCUCAGCCCAGCCCGACUCCAGAUGAAUCCUCAGAACUGGGGUCAGAGUUUCAGACCCAGCUCGACCUGUUCCUCAAGCUGGGGUUUUCCCAAACGCAGGUCCGCGCUGCUUUACUGAAAUUAGGCCUCAACGCAGACACCAACAGGGUUCUGGGAGAGCUGAUACAGGCUGCUGGGGAAUCUGAAGAGAGAGAGGAACCUACAGCCUCCCCGGUGCUGGUUCCACGUGGGGAUGGUUCCAAUAAGGUCCGAAGCUCCCAAAAUCACAGUGCUCCGGCAGUGUCGAGUGCUCCAGAAGAGCUGGUAGAGGAUGAGGAUGCACUCAGACCUAUAGUCAUUGAUGGGUCUAAUGUAGCCAUGAGCCACGGGAACAAGGAAGUUUUUUCCUGUCUGGGAAUUCAGUUGGCAGUGAACUUUUUCCUGGAGCGGGGUCACGUUGACAUCACAGUGUUUGUGCCUUCCUGGAGAAAAGAACAGCCGCGACCUGAUGUUCCCAUUACAGAUCAGCACAUUCUGCGGGAAUUGGAACGGAGGAAGCUCUUGGUGUUCACACCGUCCAGAAGGGUUGCCGGAAAACGGGUGGUUUGCUAUGACGACCGUUUUAUCGUGAAGCUGGCGUACGAAUCCGACGGCAUCAUUGUAUCCAAUGACACUUACCGAGAUCUGCAAGGAGAACGUCCUGAGUGGAAGCGUUUCAUAGAGGAGAGGCUUCUGAUGUACUCGUUCGUCAAUGACAAGUUUAUGCCUCCAGAUGACCCUUUGGGAAGACAUGGACCCACCCUUGACAACUUUCUGAGAAAAACCCCACGUAUGCCUAAGAAACAGCCCUGUCCUUACGGAAAGAAGUGCACUUACGGAAUCAAGUGUAAGUUCCAUCAUCCGGAGCGAACCAAGCAAUCCCAGCGCGCCCUGGCCGAUGAGCUCCGAGAGAAAGCCAAAAAUUCAUCCACACCGCACAAACCUCAGCCGCUUUCCAGUCAGACUCUGUCUCUGGAGGAAGUUAUGGAACAGAAAUUAUCCCUCGACAUGUGCGGAUCUCUCAAGAAGAGUUCCGCCAGUGAAAAUGUCCUUGUCGUAAAAGGAGUCCCCCAGCCAACGCAAAAGAAGUUUCCUUCGAAAAAAGAACGUCGGCAUUCGCCAACAAGCCUGGAUUCUUUUCCCUACGGAUCUCAAGAGUGUAUGGAUUCUGGCUUGGGUUCCUACGAAUGUCAUUCUCAUGAAGCUCCGCAUUGCGAUCGCUACUGCGACCACAGGAAGUCCAAACCAUCCAGCAAUGGGCGGCAUCGCUACGUUCCAGCCAAUAGCCAACCCUGCAGUUGCUGUUCCCACCAAUCCCUGAGUGCCGGUCACCACCACAGCGGCUCAUCAAACGCGGGUUACGGUCAAACACGCUAUCACUCCUACGGCGGAGGUCCAAUUUACCCUCCUGUCAACAUGUCCCAGUAUUCAUUUCCACACAGCAGAGGGCCUCCUCCCCACCAGGGCUACUGGUCCGACCAUUAUGGUGGCUAUCCUCCAACAUCCCACAGUGCCAUGCAGUCAGAGAGGGCGCAUGGACACUGGUCCCCUUCCAAUCACAAUCCUCAGUGGUCCGAACGGGAGCAGGUGAGGAAGAAAUUACUCGCAAUUUUCAAUGCACGUUUGGUGGACAGGGCCAUGGACAUGUUCCCAUAUCUCCUGGACCCACAAAGACUGGCAGCAGAGAUUUUGACCCUUCAGUCUCAGGAUGGGGCUUUAUGAUUUUUGUUGAAGGACUACAUAACGAAACAAAGAUUCAGGCACUGAGUGCUUUACACCAAGAUCUCAACCUCAGCUACAACAAGUGAUUUUGUCAUAGUCUGUCAUGUAAUGCAGUGUAGCUCCGCUCACCGUGAAAUAUCAUUGGUCCACAGUCCCACUUUACAUCAGAUAUAUUCUGAUUGGCUGUUUUUGUUAAGUCAUGCAACGUUUUGCUUACCUGAAAAUUACCUGACUAUCAAAAAAUUGUUAUGCCGUUCCUGGUCAGGACAUGUUUUGAAAUCAAAUAGACACAUAGACAUGUCUACACCGCUUCAUGGAUAAUUAAUUUGUUAUGAAAUGUACUCCAUUCAAGCCAAGAUUUAUUUCUGAUGUAUUUUAAUAUUGUUAUUUGGCAUAGAACUAUGGCGAAUUCACUAUUGGUUGUAUUAACCAACAGGGUGUUUCCCUUUUGCUGUGGUUCUCAGGAUCAGCCUUGUCAUUAUUUUCACAAAAAAAUAUUGGAUGAUGGCAUGACGUUUUUUUGUGUGUGUUUGAAGUGUUAUUAUUUGUGGUUCUGCAUGGUCCGCUGUACCGUGUAGGUUGAACGUGUUGGCACCGUGUGCCGUAACUGACAAUUGUUAAGCAGAACUACCAAAAAGGUAGAAGAGUACGCACCCUUUGGUGUAUUUUCCCAUUUUAAUAAGUACUAACUUAUAAAAUGUCCUAAAGCAUGCAAUCGUCACAAGUUCUCAAGGUAAAUGCCAAAAGCGUGGAACAUGCACAAAUACAACUGUCAUGAAACUUUUGGUGCCUCUGUAGUUUGUAUUGAAGCUGUUUAUAUUUUAAAAAGGGAGUCUGCAAUAUUGAGUAGGCAAUAUUUUGCCAUCGUUUCAUUUAGCGGCACAUAAGAUCUUAAUGUUCUCUUGGAUCAUUUAAGUAUGUCUUUGCUUUUUAUUCUGUAUCUCAUAUUAUGAUAAUAAAUGCCAUAUUUAUGUACACA